GAGAUUUCCCCUAUGGCCGACGAUCGUGUUUGGAAAGCGAGAACGAAUAUAUUUACAACAAAGAGUGCGAGAUAUUGGCUUCGUGUAACAGUCAAGUAAGAUAUAUACAAUUUACAAUGAACUAUUGUCAAUGCGCUAACCAUUAUUGUCUUUGAAGAACUAGGGCAUCCGAGGAAAUCGUAGAGAGCAGGGAGGCACCCAGCGAUCGACGCCGACAGUCAAGCUCGGCGUGAAGAGGCGACCCAUGUUCUGCAAUCACCUCAGGCCCGCCUGGAUGUGUCAGCUAGCGAGUCGUUGACCGAGCAAAGCCGGGACCAACAGAUCGACAUGGCGGAUUUCUACGACCCAGCAUGCCCAACAGAUGACCCUGUGGAGGGGGAAGUUGAUCCAGCUGAGAGCCCUACCAAGCUGCUGAGCAUCUCACUACCUCGAGUCCAGUCUCCCACAACACCAGGACAAGCUGCUGACCACAAAGUUCCUCUACCUCCCACCCGGCAGCAGCAGACCACAGCAGAUACAUGUCUUGAUCCCAUACCACUAGGAAAAACAUCAACACAAUGUCAUAGUAGUAAGAUGCUUCCAGAUGUACCAUUGCCCAACACGCUGAACAUUAACCUAGAUGACGUACCUCUUCCACCAAUGCCACCAGCAGAACCUUCCUCGCCACAAAGCAAAAGCAGAGGGAAAAAGCGGAAAAAGAAAAAGCAUGGAUUUUCAGAACAUGAGCCUCCACCACCUCCACCUGUGUCACCUCGUAGAACCCGACAGCGAUCCUCCUCCCGGACAUCCGAACCGUCAGGCGAGUCCGAAGGAACUCCUCCCCCACCACCACCUCAAAUGGAAUCAGUCCAUCCUCCACCUGAACCUGAACUGUCUCAUGCUCAGAAGUUGUUGAACAAAUUUAGUGGCCAGACUUCUGCAUCAACAGAUGCAGGUAAAAGUACGUCUUCUGGAGCAAAGCUGCUAAACUUUGCUUUAGCUUCACCACCUGCUGGAAAAGGUAAAAUCUCUUUCCAGAUCAAACCAGCAAAGAAAUCUGUUUUUUCCUCUGAUGAUGGCGAUGAAGAUGAUGAAGAAAGUAGUGAAAGUGCUGUGACACCUGUUAGAUUCAAAGUCAACAAAAAACAGAUGUUCCGACCAGAUGCAGAGGGGCCAUCUGAAUCACAGAAGAGUGCAGUUCAAGCAUAUGUAAGAGGGAAAGGAGGGUUAAAGUUCUGUACUGAAGAAGACAUUGCUAGUAUAGUAAGGUGUGGUUUUAUGUCUGCUGAGGAAGUACAAAAACUCAAGUUAGAGCAGGAGAAGAUAGAGAUUGUCCAAAAGUUAGAAAAACUUACAGAGGCACCAAAAACCAUUGAACCUGAAAUUAGAAGAUCAAGACGUUUAAGAGAUAGAUCCCCAUCUCAAGAAAGAAGAAGAGAAAAGGAAAAAGAAAAAGAUGAUAGGUCAAGGCGAUCAAGAAGUGAUAGGUCAUCAUCAAGGGAAAAAGAUCGAGACAGAAGUAGAAGGCGAUCACAAAGUGAGAAAUCCCCAGUGCGAGAAAAGCAUUCUUGUAGUGACAGAUCAACUUCAUCUGAUCGGGGUAAAGAAAGAUCCAGCAGAAGAAGAAGUAGUCGUUUAUCUUCACAUGAUGAGGAUGUGAAAUCGUUAAGGAGUAUGUCCCCUGAAGAAAGAAGAGCUAGAAAGGAGAGGUCUCCUGUUCAUGAACAAGAAAAAAUGAAGACUGAUGAUGACAAAGAAGCAACCACAUAUGUGAAGACACUAAAGGGAGCUGAGGUUAAACUGAAUUUAGUGAGAUUAGAAGAUAUGGAUGAAAGCGUCAUUUCUCCUGUCAAGAAAGGAAGUGAAAUUACAUUGGAAAAGCAAGAUCAAGAAGAGGAAAUAAGACAGGAAAAACAGGAAAGCUUACCACUUGCAGAUGAUCCUCAGUUAAAGAAACAAAGAAAAUCCAUAACCUACAGAUCCCCUUCUUCAGAGAUGGAUGAUGCUGUUGCUGAUAAUGGUGUUCAUCCCACGGUGGGUAUGUCACCGUCUGAAACUGUGCUGACCGACUCCACACAUCAGACCAGCAUGGCAGUAAAGGUUGAAGGUGCCACAGAGAUGUCAGAGGUAGAUUUGGCAGCAGACUUAAUGAAGGACAAAUUGAAACAGGAAAGGGGUAUUGAGGAGGAGAAAGAUAUACGAAAAAGACGCCUUCUCAGAGAUUCUUCAAAAUCUCCUGAAAUUAAGCCACUUCCUAAAAAGUCAAAGUGGGAAGAUUCUCCAGAAAGGCUUCCCAAGGAAUAUGGUAAGCAAUCAAGAUUAAGUAGGACAAGCAAGUUAUUAGAGGAAGAGAAGAAAGUUGAGUCUCCUGAAAUGGAGUGUGAACCAAGCAGAAGGCGUUCCAGUAGAGGAAGGUCUAGGUCCGGAGAUAAGGGGACACUUUCAGAAUCUAGGAGGAGGGAGGUAUCAGCUGAGAAAUCGAGGGAUAUAGAUGAUAGAAAAACACGACUGAGGACGGAUAGCUCUGAGUCCAAGGAUAAUGACCGUUCAAAACGCCGACGAAGUAACAUUUCACCUGAAAAGUUAAAGGAGAGGCAAACAAGAUCUCAUAAAGACCGGUCAUUGUCUAAGGAUAAGAACGAAAGAGAUAAACUUGACUCUGAAGAGAAGGAUGUUAAGAGAAGACACUCAGGAAGAGACCGGUCAUUAUCUCGUGAGAAAGAAGAGAUUUCUGAAGAGAUCACACACAAGACUGCACAAACAAAGAGUCAGCAUAUAUCACCUGACACUGAAGUUAUUUCCAAAAGUACUGACACAGAUGAUAAGGAAAAGGACACUUUAAAAUCUAAGGAGAAGAACCUUUCUGAAAUACCCAAAUUAAAGUCAUUGCAUGAUAAGUUGCCUUCAGCUGCCAUCAAUGAAGAUAGCCAAAAGAAAGUGCAAGCGCAGUACCAAGAGGCUAAUGUAUUUCCUAGCCGGUCAAGAUGGGAUUCACCUGAAAUGAUGGAUGAAACUCACAAGAUCAAAGAUACUGUGGAUAUUGAGUGUCUUGUACGAUCCAAGUGGGACUCCCCAGAAAAAUCUGAUCUUGAUAGGAGGAAAGAUAUGGACAAUUCAAUGAUUGUGUCAGCAAUUAGAGAAAGCGAUGGUCAGUUAGGAAAAGGCUCUAUAGGUAAAACCAUAUCUGACAGUUUGGAUGUUGUUAGCAAGGAAAUUAAAACCUCAGAAGAAGUAAACUGGCAGGUGACUCAAGAUUCCAGGUUCCGUUCCAAGUGGGAUUCCUCCCCAUCUGAUGAUGAAGUAUUGACCAUUCCAGAAAGAUCCAUGUGGGGAACUCCACCAAAAGAAGAGCAUGGGUGUGACACGCUGUAUGUCAGUAAUCAGUAUUCAGUUCAUCAACCUGAAACCAAAUCACACUCAAGGAUUAGCACAUCACCAUCUCAGGAGAAAUUUUCAUUAUCGCAUAAAAGCAAACAAAGGCAAUCACAAAGCCAGGAAAAACUUGUUCAUAGAAAGUCAGUUUCUCCCUCUAAAGUAAAAGUUGAGAGAAAGUUUACAGACACAAUUGUAACUGAGUCACCUGAUUCAGCAACUUCAUUUCCCAUCAAAGAGUUUCCAAUUGUUGGCUAUGAGUCAUCACCAGAGAUUUCUCAAGUAGGUGAUUGUCUCCUUGAAAUAUCUGAACCUUCAAAAUCCCUUUCUGUUGUUGAAAAAGAGGCCAGUACAGUAAAAAGUGCAACAUCAGAUGCUGUAAUGCAAGUGACCAAAAGUGAAGAGGGUGAGAAGAGGAAGGAUGCCUCUGGAGACAGCAAUCUGGACAAGUGCAAAAAGCGGGUUACCAGUGAUGAACAAUCCAGGGCAAGAGAGGGUAGCUGUGAGAUGACAAAACGAGAUGGCAGUUCUGAGAAACAAGGAUCUAAGAGGAGGGAUGGCAGUGAUGACUCCCGGAGGAGUGCAGAUAGGGGUGGAUCCAGAAAGGAUGAUAGCUCAGAAAAAAGAAAGUCUCGUUGGCAAGAUGACAGUUCUGAGCUGUCAAAGCAUCGGAGACCAGGGGACAGCAGUGAUAGAUCUAGGAAAAGAGGUGACAGUUGUGAAAGUCAGCAAUCAAGGCGAAGGGAUGAUAGUACAGACAGGAGUAGGUCACGAAGGAGACUGGAUGAAAGUUCUGAACGAGUCAAGUUGAGGAGAAGAGAUGAUAGCCAUGACAAAGACAGAUCCUCUAGAAGAAGAGAUGACAGCUCCGAGAGAGAUCGGUCUCGUCGGAGAGAAGAUAGUUCAGAAAGAAGUAGAAGCCGUAGGGAUAACAGUUCAGAGAGAGAUCAUCGCUCACGACGCCGAGAUGAUAGUGCCGAUCGCUCACGCCGACGUGAUGACAGUGCUGAUCACUCACGCCGACAUGAUGACAGUGCCGAUCACUCACGCCGACGUGAUGACAGUGCCGAUCGCUCACGCCGACGUGAUGACAGUGCCGAUCGCUCACGCCGACGUGAUGACAGUGCAGAUCGUUCACGGCGACCUGAUGACAGUGCCGAUAGGUCACGCCGACAUGAUGACAGUGCUGAUAGGUCACGCAGACGUGAUGACAGUGCCGAUAGGUCACGCCGACGUGAUGACAGCGCUGACAGAGACCGUAGAAGGCGAGGAAGUAGUAGUGAUAGAAGCAGAAGGAGGGAAUCUGAUAGACGAAGAGACUCCAGUAGAGAUCGAUACUCUAGAAGGCGGGACGAUUCUCCAGAGAGGGACAGGUAUAGGAGGAGAGAAGAUUCAGCUGAUAGAGAGAGGUUAAGAAGGAGAAGAGACUCACCAGACAGAUCUAGGAGGGACAGAGAUAAGAGAGAAACCGACUCAAUGGGAAGAAUGUAUCGAUCAAGAAAAUAUUCUCCUGAUAAACCGAAAGAGAUUUCUGAUCUGAAAACAUCAUCAGAGAAGAAGGUGAUUCCCAAACCAGUAAUAGCUGCUGAACAUGUAAUUGAUCUUAAUGAUAUUCCACUACCUGAUAUUCCUCUCCCUGAUGUUCCUGGCUCUGCGUUACUGCCAGUCGUGGCAACACAGGACACUGCAGAGAUGCCUGUUGUUAAUGCUACUGAUAGCAAGGUGGAAUCAGCCAAUUUGAGACAGGACAACUACUCCAGUGAUGACAUGGACUUGUGUGAUGAGGAAGAAGAAAACUCAAUAGAAACAUCAGUUGUGCACCAAACAGUACCGGUAUAUGAUAAAGGUGAAAUGGGUUCAUCAAGUGUGUGUCUUCCAAAAGUUCAGUCACUGGGAGCAGAAGAUACAAAAGGUAUUCCUAAAUUGGAGAGUUUAAAUCAAGUUCAAAUGGAGCAAACCAAAACAGAAAAGAUCAAAUUUUCUCUCAGUUUUGGAAAACCCAAAGUCCUUCCAACAAAGAAGAUUGAAAGUGUUCUGGAUGAUGAAGAAGACACUCAAUGCAAGAGGCAAAAGGAAGAUUUUGUCAUUGCAAUAUCAGAAAGUGUACAGACUGAAUCUUUCAAGCCUAUGAAUCGACCGUCUAAGUUUUCUAAUCUCAAGUUAAACCUUUUAACAAAGAAAGAACCCACAAUACCCUUGGAAGGCAUAGGCUUUGAGGAUUUUCCAAAGUUAAAAGAUAUCAGCUCAAAAGCUCCAGUUAAGAUAUUGACUAGGUCAAGAUCUCGGGAAGUUGAAUCGCCAACUGAGUCAAGUGAAAAAUCUUUAAGGAAACCUGUGAAUACAGAGAGACAAAUUCUGGAGAAGAAAUCGAAGAUAGAAGUGGCUGUUGACAAUAAAUACCAUACUGAAAAGGUUGACAUGGUUUCCACAGUGAUGUUUUCUGGUGUCAAAAGCAGUUCACAAGCAGCUCCUGAUAACUCUGUGGUAUCUUCUAAUUCUUUCAAAGAUGUGCCAAAGCAGUCUGAAUUUCAAGAACUACAUCAUGCAGCAGAUAAUGUACCAAAUCUCCCUACAUCCUCUCUUGAUGAGAGAGCAUCUGAUCCUCCUGUUGACAACUCAGGUCAAACUCAGCAAUACCCAACUGCCCCAAUCCCACAGAUUCAUGAACAUCAGCCUGAAGAUUCUGUUAAAUAUUCCCCUAUUCCAGAACCUUCACUCAAAGACUUCAUGCCUGUUCCAGAACUAAAAGUAGACCUGUCACCUACAGAGAAAGCCCCCCCUGAAUCAUUUGAAAUACAGGAUGAUGCAAGAGAUGAACUAGAAGCUUCAAAGCCUGUACUCACAUUGCCAACUGGCGAAGUUACCAACAAGUCAGCCAUAAAUAUGCCUUUAAGGUGUAAAGAUAUCUGCCCUCCACUUCAAAGUGAUGCAUCUGAACUACUUAUUGAAGACACACGGGCAGAUAUGACAGAAAUGGUUCUCCGUUUAAGUACGGAGGAGAGAAAGGGCAAUGAUCCAGCCAUAGCUGUAACAGAUGGCAGUCAUAAAAUGGACAGUGAAGCCAAGUCAGAAGAUAUCUGUCAGUCAGAGACUAAGCCUGAAACUGUUGACAUUGAACCAGCUUAUGGGAAUAGCAGUACAAAUAUAGAAUCGAAACAAAUAGCACAUGUGUCUGCUGUCCCCGAGAUGGAUGAAUCCCAGGAAGCUUCUGCUUAUGAAGACACAGUAAGUCCUGGUGAUGGGGAAGACAUUGUGCCAGCAAACACUGAACAGUGUGACAUAGUGGAUGUGGCACAUGACAAUCGUGCAGGAGGUGUCAAGUGUGCAGUGACAGAGAACGUUCAACUGGGUGAGGAAUCAGAGAAGGUUGAGUCAGAAAUUUCAACAGCAACACAGGAAACCAAGGCAGAGACACAGUCUGUAAAGGAUGAGGAAGCACAGAAGGAAGAACAGGCUGUAACUACAGCAGAGGAGCCAUCACCUGGCACCCCAACUGAGGACAGUAUAGGAGAAUCUAAGGUCCAACCAAGAAGAAGCAGGCGCCUUAAUGCUAAUAAGACCAUGCCGGAGGAAGAGCCAAGUAAAAAAUCAGGGAAUCAGAAACUUGUGACAACUGAAAAACAAAAGCCUGAGCCGGUUGAGGUAGAUGAACCAUCUGCUGAGGCAGAGGCAGAGGCAGAGGCGGAAGCAGAGUCAUUGACACCACAACGCAGACGUAGUGGCCGCCUUCAGAAGAAACAAGUAGAUGUUCCCUCAGAGUCAGAACUGAAACCAAAGGGUAAAGGGGGAAAGACUGGGAAAUGUGAUAAAGGUGGAAAGAAGGUCAAAACUGCAAAAGUUGAAGAAGAAAAACCAGAAGAAGUAGAGAAGAGUGAUCUUGUUCAACAAGAUGUUAGCGAGAAAGACUCUUCUACACCUGAGUCUACCAAGGAGGAAUACAUACAAAUUGUUGAAAGAGUUCCACAACUUCCUCAGCUCCCUGAAAGGGUUGCCCAUACAUCUGAGGUGAAGGCUUUGAGUAUCAAAGAGACAAUAAUGAAUAAGUUGCAGGAAGAGAAAGAAAAGUCGGAGAAAGAAGAUAAGGAAAGGAGGGAACUUGAAGAAAAGCAGAAAGAAAUUGAGUUGAAGGAAAAGAAAGAGAAAGAGGAAAGGGAGAGGAUAGAACAGGAGGAAAGAAGAGAAAGAGAUGAAAGAGACAGAAAGGAAAGAGAUAGACGUGAGAGAGAUCGGGAACGAAGAGAAAGGGAUGACCGUGACAGACGAGACAGGAGGAGGCGACAUGAUGAUGAUCGCAGCUACAGAGACAGAGAUCGUGAGAGAGACAGGGACCGUGACAGGGACCGUGAUAGAGAUCGUGAUAGAGAUAGGGACAGGGAAAGGGAUAGAGACCGUGAUCGGGACAGAGAUAGGGAUCGAGAUGACAGGAGGAGGAGAGAUCGAGAUGACCGUAGUCGCAGAGAUGACUACAGGUCUAGAGACAGGGAUGACAGGGAUCGAGAACGUUCCUACAGAUCAAGGAGAAGAUAUGAUGAUGAUUAUGACAGGGACAGCCGAUCUCGAUCACCAGAUGACAGAAGAAGUGAAAGGAGCCGGAGAGAUGACAAGUCAGAACCUGAUUAUAAGUCAGAUGAUUCAUCAAUGGCAGCUUCUCAGGGAUUUCUGCCAAGCUCAGGAGAUUCUUCUAGUCCAAUAAAACCAGAAAAGGUGAAGUCACGUUGGAGGAGAACUAGUGAAGCUGAGCGUAUGGCUGAAACCAUAGUUCCAAUGAAAAGUCUUAAAGACCCCACAGCCUAUGCAGCCAAAGCCUUAGACUUUGAUCCAGCAGCAUUCCCACGAUCUUCAUCUGCAAAACAGGGUGACUUGUCAAAACUGCAUCAUGAACCUCAUCCAGAUAUGUAUCCAUCUCUAAAAGGUCUUUACCGACCCUCAGGGCAGCCUCAGUAUCCAGGAGCAGCAGAACUGCUUGCCACCUAUGCUGGACCACCUAGUUCUACCUCGGCUAUUGCACCUCAAGUCGCUGCUCCUCCUCCUCCUCCACCCCAGGAGGUCUACCCUCCAGGAUCAGGCCCUGUCACUACAUUCCAACAAGACCAAGGUUUUCCAUCCACCUGGCCCUCGCCACCACCACUACAUGGCGUUCAGCCACCUCCAGUGCAUGGGUCUGUUCCUGGGGCUCCACCACCGACAGUCCACCCUUCUUUGGUACAUGGUGUGCAACCACCCAUUCAUGGCAUACCACCACCAAUAGGCAUUCAACCACCUCCACUUCAAGGCAUACACCCUCCAUCUUUGCAUGGGAUUCUACCACCCCCUGUUCAAGUCAUUCAGCCACCUCCUGUUCAAGGCAUUCCUUCCAUACAUAGCAUUCAACCACCUCCAGUACAUAGUAUACCUCUGCCUGACAUCUCAACACCACCAGGUCCACCCCCAAGUCACUUAUCUGCUCACAUACCCUUACCAGUGGGUAUAAAACCACCGGCACUGCCUGUGCAGCCACCACCAGAGUUUACUGGGGAGCCUCAUGCUUUAAUGCAGAACAAUCCCAAUCAGGCUACAGAGGUGGAGGUAGAAUAUCCUCCUCCUGUUCCAGAACCUGGACCAGGGGAUUCAUUCUUGCUGCCCCCUACUAAGCCAACAGAAAGGCUUGUACCAGGGGAAGCCUUCCUUUCUCCGAACCUAGCCUCUCGAGUUCUUGUGGCAGUCAACACCACAGUCCCAACAAAUGAAUCAGGGAAAAUUAAAUGUGAAACGGAUCUGGUAGAGGACAAUUUCAACCAGAAUGCAUUAUUGCCUGAUAAUGUAUGUAUGGAAGAAAAGCCAACAAGUGUCGAUAAACUGUCAGGGUUUGAAGCUGAAUCAACAUCAGUUUCGUUGGGGACAAUUGUGAUGCCAGGGGAAGAGCCUACAAAGCUGCUUAAAGAAGCUGUGGAGAAGCAGAAACCAGAGGAGGUGAAUGAGGAAUCAAAAACAUACCCCUACUUUGAGCCGGUGGAUGAAAACAUCUACCUCACUGAAAGGCGGAAAUCCAAGAGUAUGCGUCGAAUGGUGUGCGAUUGUACCACUUCUCGAGAGGACCGAGAGAUGGGAUAUGAUGCUUGUGGGGAAGACUGUCUCAACAGAAUGCUUCUGAUAGAAUGUGGCUCCCGUUGUGCCUGUGCUGAGUAUUGUGACAACAAGAGGUUCCAGAGGAAAAUCUAUGCGGAUGUUGAUCCCUUCAAUGCAGAAAGUAAAGGCUGGGGCCUCAAGGCCAAUGCAGACCUGGAAGCGAGCACUUUUGUGAUGGAGUAUGUGGGUGAAGUCCUGGACUAUCGUCAGUUCAAGAACCGCACCAAGCAGUAUGCUAAGAACAGCACCACCCACUUCUACUUUAUGGCCCUGAAUGCAGACGAGGUGAUAGACGCCACGUACAAGGGCAACAUCUCCAGGUUCAUCAACCACAGCUGUGACCCCAACUGUGAGACGCAGAAGUGGACGGUGAAUGGUGAGCUGAGGAUUGGGUUCUUCACUCGACGGGCAAUUGCAGCAGAUGAGGAGCUGACUUUUGACUACCAGUUCGAGAGAUACGGUGAGAAUGCACAGAAGUGUUACUGUGGGUCUGACAAUUGCCGAGGGUUCAUCGGUGCAACCAAGGCAACCCCUGUGAAGAAGAAGAAGGACAAGGUUGUUGACAAGAAGAAGAAGGAAUUGUUUGAAGAUGAAUCACUGGAGGAGGAGUUGGAGCGCAUGCAGCAACAGGGCCUGAAGAACAAGGACCAUGUGCUGUCCCUGUGUCGGCUCAUGGUCAAGGUCGAGGAGUGUGAGCACCGCAAGGUCAUCCUCAGGAUACUCCAGGACACCCAGGAGCCAGCAUGUCUGAGACUGUUCCUUGACUACCAUGGCUUGCCUCUGCUGUGGAGCUGGAUGGCUGACUCGUCUCAGGAGGAUGAGGAGCUCAAGUUCCUGAUAUUGUUCACAUUGAAGUCCUUGCCCAUCAACAAUAAAACAGUUUUAAAGGAGAGCAAGAUUUUGACUGUUGUGAGUCAGCUAGCAGAGUUGGAGUCGACGCCAGUGAAGUCUGAGGCAGACUCUAACACCAACAGUGAUGUUCUCCCCCUCCCAUCCACUACCUCAAUACCUGUUUCUAUCCUGGCAUCCACCAAAGAUAGCAAGGACAAGCACAAGAAAAAGAAGGUGACCUUUGCUGAUGAGGCCACCAGUUCAGAUAGUGACAUCUCUGAUUCCAGCAAGAUCACUUCCACUCAGCCGGAGUCUACAGCAGCGACAGAGUCUGGGUCGGAUUCUUCAGGAGCUACUGGAAGCUUCUUGGACAUUUCUUUCAAAGAAAUAUCAUAUUCGGAUGGGUAUGUGGACUUUUCAUCUGAAGGUAAAGAAGCAGGUGGGGAAACUGAAAAAUCCAAGAUUGUGUCACCUCCGCAAGAUGCUGAGGCAACAGGGAAGGAGGCAGCUGUGGUUGAUGCUGCAGAUAGUUCUCAGGGAAGUGAUGAGAAGGACAAAGUCAAUAUCUCUAUUGAAGCAGAGAGCAGUGCUACGGACAUAUCUGAAGACAAGAUGGAAACUGAUGAGGCGAAAGGAAAUACUGAGGGAGAUGAAAAAGAAUCUGAACCUUUAGAGAGUGAUAGGAAAGACAUGGUCAUUAGUCCCAGUGAAGACAACAGCAAGUCAAGCACAGACAGUGACAGCUCCUCAAAGUCAAGCACGGACAGUGACAGCAAGGUCAAGGUUGAUGCAUCGUCUAGCAAACUUGAGAGUGAAGCUGCAGAGACCGAGAAUAGAGCAGUUGAGACUCAGAAUGAGGCAGCUGAAACCCAAAAUGAGGCUGCUGACAUCCAGAGUGAGGUGGUGCAGGCCCAGAGUGAGGCAGCGGAGAUCCAGAGUGAGGCACUUGAGGGAGAUGAGAAGAAAAGUCUGUCUAUCCUGGCCAUUGAGCUUUUGGAACAGUGGAGCGGCCUGAAGGAGCUUUUCAAGAUCCCUAAGAAGGAAAGAGAUGAGGAGAGGAAGAGGACAGAAAAAGAGCUAGAUGUUCAGUAUACUGAGCGGUCAAAUAGAAAAUCAGCGCCACCCUCCAAGCGUAAGCGGAGGCGAGAUGACACCUCAAGCCCCUACAGGAGCAGGAAGCCAUUGCUGCCAACUCCCCCAGAGAUGACCAAGGAGGAGAGGCGCCAGCUGUUUGAGGCUCAAGUCCGGGCUCAGGAUGAGAUGAAUGCUGAGAUACGGCGACAGCAGGAAGAGUACUUGCAAGCCAGAUAUGCAGAGAAUCCCAACUACGACCCAAGAUAUGACCCUAACCUGGCCCAGUAUUAUCAGCAGGAGCAAGACCCCAAUUUCCCACAAGACCCCAGUUUCCCACAAGACCCCAGCUUCCAACCUCAGGAUCCCAGCUUUCAAUAUACACAAGAUCCCUCUAUGCCACCAGGUAGUGUUACCAAGACAACACCUCCAGCAGGUCACAUGGCCGACCUUGACACUGGGUCCAGCCAAGCAGGUCAUUACCCUGGGAUGGAGGGGGUGGCUUCGGUACUCAACUACCCCAACAUGAUGGACCCCAGCCAGGCACAGCAGUACGCAGACCCCAGCCAACCCCAGGUGAUGUAUCAACAGCAGCAGUACCAGGCUACAGCUGGUGUGAUUGCCCAGUCCAGCGUUGCUUCAGUCACCGACCAAACCAUCCAGGCCCAGCAGGUCUUCUACGCUAGCACACCCAGCACAGCUGUACAGCCAAGCAUCGUCCCAGUGGCGGACCCUAAUGUUGUGGCACAGCAGGUGCAGCAGCUACAACAGCUGCUGAGUCUCCAACAGAACCUGGUCUCGCUGACUCAGACCCAGAAGGAUGAAGAGGACCCUCCACCACCUCCAUCCAAGAACAGCUCUGGCCUGCCCCCGCUAUGGAAGUCAGCCACUGACAAGGAGGGCAACGUCUACUACUACCAUUCAAAAACAAAACAAACCCAGUGGGAUCCACCAACAUGGGAUCUGGUGCCUGAAGACAACAUGGAAGUUGACUCUCCAGCAGAGAAAGAACCUGAAGUGAAGACGUCCAAAAAGAAGACAACCACGGCCGCAGCUGACACGUCCAGUGAGGUGGCCAAGAAGAUCAAAGACCAGUUCAGACAAAAGAUGUCACAGCUGAUUGUGAGCUGCCUCAACCCUUACCGCAAGCCAGACUGCAAGGCAGGGAGAAUCUGCUCAACCGAUGACUUCAAGCACCUGGCUAGGAAGCUGACACAUCACGUAAUGGCGAAAGAGCUGAAACAUUGUCGUCACGUGGAAGACCUCGAAGUCAAUGAGAAUGUCAAGGCCAAGGCAAAAGACUACAUUAAAAAAUACAUGGACCGAUUUCCAUCUGCCUACAAGAAAGAUGAUGACUCUGAAUAUUGUACUUAAACUUGCUAGGCUACCUAGCUGUGUUUAGUUGCCAUUGUAUAUAUCGUGUGUGUCAUUCCCUUGACUGUUGGUGUAUAUAUUGUGUGUGUUGCCCUCUUUUCAUCUGUCAUUGUAUAUAUUGUGUGUGUUGCCCUGCCUUCAAUUGUUGAUGUAUAUAUCAUGGUCAUGCCCUCUCUUCAUCAGUCAUUGUUUAUACCAUAGAUGUGUAGAAGGUACUGUGUGGCAGGGAGAGUGUGUGUGUGCGUGUGUGUGUGUCUGCUAAUCAGGGCUAUGUAUAUACAAUAAUGACAUACAUGUAUCAGAAGGCGGUUAUAUCAUCCAGGGAUAUAUAGUGUUUUAGGUGUUUUUGCGCUUUCAGUUGAAUGUAUUUAUCCUAUUUGAAAAAGUGAAGUCAUGUGACCUACUUUUCUAGAGCAGCUAUCAAUAUUAUCUCGAGUUUGAAAUACAUAGGGAGUCCGAUGCUAACCCUCAUCGCUGUGACAUCGGUGCUGAAUUUCUUAUAUUACAAGUCAUGAAGAAUAGAUAAAAUCUGCAAGGAACUGUUAUGUUUUUUUAUGAUCAAUCUGUUAAGAUAUUGUAGGUAUGAUUUUAAUAAAUGAACUAGAAAUGUUGCAUUUUAAUUUGUGAUAGUAUUAUUAAUUUUAGCAGACUUGAAUCAGUAAGGAUACAUUUUAGAUGAAAGUUUUAGUUGUUAUGUUUGACAAUAGCUUUUAUUUUUCAUUGUCUGUUUAUUUCCUGUGAAUGUUCGAAACAGUGAAGGUGUUUGUUUGAGACUAUCGACAGUGACCUCAAACAAACACAGUCUGACUGAUAUACAAAUGUCUAAUAGUUCAGGUGGAGAAGCCUAUAACAGUUACACAGUUUAAUCCAUCUGGACCCUGUUCCACAAAGCUAUCUUAUCGCUUAGGUGAUCUUAACUCCCUACUUUAACAUAGACUUACAAUCAUUAAAUCGCUAAGAUUGCUUUCUGGAACGAGGACCAGAAGAUUCUUAAUUGUAUUACAGUUGUCAAGUUUAAAACUGGUUUCAUAGAUGAAAGCAUCUAUUCUGAGCACUUCCUCUUAUUGCCACUGCAUGUUCACUAUGCUUUCUUUAAGGAUAACUUCAGCUGCACUUACAGCAUCAUGUCACUUUCCAGGAAUAGAGCACAAUCUGAUUUUCACUUUCUCAUACAACUUGGACCAAAUUACCAACUUUAAUUCAGGUUUUUAGUUUUUGUAGAACAAUUUAUGUUCAAAUCUCCAAUAGAUUGUUUUACCUUGUACAUAUCAAUUUCUAGCAGGAAUUUUAUCUACACAAAAACUAGAUAUUCAUGUUAAAGGUGAAAAGAAGAUACAACACAAUCAAUUUGCUACCAUGAUCUUGUUGGGAACACUUGCGUAUGGAACAUGUUCCUCUGUGCCUAAGGACUCAUGUCAGUGUUUCUAUUGCUUCUGUGUAAGCAGAUGGGCAGCAUCUCCCCGUAGCAGUCAAUCUGUCUCUGUGUUGUGUUGCGCACAAGGUAUCAUAGCAUGCCGUACAUCUUUCAUGUGCAAUACAUUCAACUCAUUUCAUUUAUAAGGCAUAAGUGAGUUUUGUACAAUAUUCAGAAGAACUGUAUAUUUUACUAUUUUGUGAUAAUAAAUGCAAACAAAGUU
Haliotis rufescens (red abalone) is the source of this 14369-nucleotide messenger RNA. RefSeq lists its product as uncharacterized. Gene Ontology annotation, cellular component: nucleus; chromosome. Lineage: Eukaryota; Metazoa; Mollusca; Gastropoda; Lepetellida; Haliotidae. Bases 328 to 12732 code for a protein of 4134 amino acids. Gene Ontology annotation, molecular function: protein binding; histone H3K36 methyltransferase activity. The transcript is spliced from 22 exons. Gene Ontology annotation, biological process: regulation of DNA-templated transcription. The record is from RefSeq and is a predicted model, not a curated record.